Ctenopharyngodon idella (grass carp) is the source of this 3036-nucleotide messenger RNA. RefSeq names its product guanine nucleotide-binding protein subunit alpha-11-like. The transcript is spliced from 7 exons. The record is from RefSeq and is a predicted model, not a curated record. NCBI's taxonomy places the organism in Eukaryota, Metazoa, Chordata, Actinopteri, Cypriniformes, Xenocyprididae. Gene Ontology annotation, molecular function: G protein-coupled receptor binding; guanyl nucleotide binding; G-protein beta/gamma-subunit complex binding. The coding region runs from base 1231 to 2142 and encodes 303 amino acids. Gene Ontology annotation, cellular component: heterotrimeric G-protein complex. Gene Ontology annotation, biological process: phospholipase C-activating dopamine receptor signaling pathway; adenylate cyclase-modulating G protein-coupled receptor signaling pathway; action potential.
UAUUCGACUGAAUGGACAACGCCCAUUCCUAGUCAAACAUAUCUGGUGAAGUCCUAUCCUCUGUAUAUUUUAAUAAAACACCUCUAAUAGUUUAAUAUAAUAUAUGAAAACAUAUAUACAAAUGCGUAUUACUCAAACCACUCACAGACUACACGUGGUGCUUCCGUGAUUUUGAGAUAUGUUGUUAUCGUCAAACUAUGAGAGACUUAACGUGCAGAUUUGCAGUCGAUUCCAAGCUCUUUAUCGACACCAUGUGGAAAGUGCAUGAAGAAAAAGAGUCAGAAAUUAUAUAAUAGGGGCAUAUUGUUACAAUUGCCCAUUAUGUGGCAUUUUUAAUUAAACACUUAAGAAAUGUAUGCCUAUCACUUUAAUGAACAAGGUCCAGACAGUUUGUUCUCACUUCCAAUUUUAAUAGGCUAUAUGUAUAUAACUAUUAAAAUUAUAUUUAUUAUAGUUAGAAAAAGCUGCUGCUGAUCCAGCUGCAUGUAGCCUACUAUAUCAGUACUUGACUAGCAUCUAUUCUGUUGUUGGUAACGAAUGUAUUUAUCAAAUAUUUGCUUUUAAUUUAAUUGUUACUAGUAAAAUUAAAUAGACUAGUUGUCACAUAUUCUACUCCAGUGAAUAGGGAAAGUAAACACAAUUUUGACCUUUUGUGACAACAUGCCCCAAUAGCUGUGAAAUAGCGACCACUUGUGAUCGGAUCACCGAAAACGCAGGAAACAGGGCCAAUGAGAACCUGCCACAACACAACUUAUAAUCGACUUUCUGCUACAUUUAUGCAGUACAAUAAAACAAACAUAAAUAUUUAACACAGUAAACCAUUGUUUGGUCAACACAAAACGUAAUUAAUAGACUGUGAAAAAACAAAUGUGACAACCAGUUCCCUGUGUGACAACUAGCUCCGUUCUCCCCUAGCAAGUAAACAUAAAAUAAACACAGUGGAAAUAGCUACUUUUAGUUAAAAAGACGUGUAAGUCACUUUAAACAGUUACUAAACUGGGAGGAAUAAUGUCCACUGACUCGCCAUUGGUUCUCUUCUGCUCUGCAACAUACCUGGCAUAUGUAUUAAAGGUAGACUUUCCGGAACUGCAACUGUCAUCUGUAGUGAACGAACGUGACGCAAAUUCAUUCAAGGUGCUACAACAACUGUUUGUUUCAAAGAAGAUGGAUUUUGUUUCCCAUUUACGCAUUCGGUUUUAUGAAUGAAGUUAUUGUAUUUCUGCAGGAGAAAUGGGGGAUUAUUACUACUGUUCCUUGUCUCAAAAAAAAAUGGACGGCAUCGCCAAAAAUAAGGAAAUCGACCGCAUCCUUGCUGAGCAUAGGAAAAAAGAAAAUAAACAGCCUCUAUUGCUUUUAUUAGGCACAAGAGAAAGCGGAAAGACAACGUUUAUGAAGCAGAUGAGGAUUUUUCAUGGAAAUGGCUUCUCAGAAGAUGAGAGGCGCAGCUACACUAAACUGGUUUUCCAGAAUAUCUUCCAAGCAAUAAGUGCAAUAACAGAAGCCAUGAGCACGCUAAAGAUUCCCUACUCCAACCCACAGAACGAGAUUUAUGCCCAGUGGUUCCAGGAUCAGGACAUACAUCAGGUAACUCAGCUGCAGAGAAGUUAUGUAGAGGCUAUUCGUCACCUAUGGGAAGAUCAAGGCGUUAAGAUCUGCUACAAACGACGCAGAGAGUAUCAGCUACUGGACUCCACUGGGUACUUUAUUUAUAACUUGGACCGCAUCGCAGCCGAAGACUACAUCCCUACAACUCAAGAUAUUCUACGUGUUCGAUCUCCCACCAAUGGCAUUACAGAGCAGUGCAUUAGUAGGAAGAGGUUAACUAUGAGGAUUGUAAAUAUCGGUGGUCAGAGGGGACAGAGAAGGAAGUGGAUCCAUUGCUUUCAGAAUGUGACGUCACUCAUAUUUGUAGCUUCCCUCAGCGAGUACGACCAACUUCUGGAGGAGAAUAACAAGAAAGAUUGUGGGUGUUUGGAGGAUGUGAUGGAUACACUUGAUGCAUCCUUCAAAACAGGCCAAAUUAAGGAUGCAAAACGAAGGCUGCCUUCAAAGGAUCCUUUAAAAUUGAAACAACCUUUGACGGAGCUUGAUGCUGUGGCAGCCAAGAUAUUCAGCCUUACUAAGACACAGCCUUCCGACUGACAAGAAACAAGCAUAUAUUUCAAGUUGGUCCAGCCAAUGUGCAUGUGCAGUCCUAAGUGUGCAUCUCAGGACACUGGUUGUUUCUGUGGCCUCCGGAGCUUCUAACAUCAGUUGCACUUUCUCCCAUUGACAGUAAUAUGAGCGUACAUUCUUGGUUUAAAGUUUUAGCCUUGCCUUCUAUAUGGCCAAAAGGAAAGAUCACCAGACUGAAAAGCAACCAAUCAGGUUUUUUUUUUUUUUUUUUUUUUUUAAGUGGCAUUUCGAAAUUCAGAUACAGAAUUAUUGGCAGUCUGAUCAAAUAAUGGUAAUUUUAUUAGCCAAAUUUAAAGUUGAGUGUAUUGCAUUGUGGAAUACUGUACUUGCAUCAGUUGUACACUUCACAUUUUGGUAAAUUUGACCAUUGGGGUAAACUUUUAACUAUAAAAUACCCAGAUGACCAACUACAUAUCCCACAAUGUUGUGUGCUCAGCUGGCAUCUUUUUUCACCUAAACAUCUUUUCAUUCUAAACAUAACAUAGUAAAAGAACACAAGUAAAAACUCAUUUACAUUAUUCUUUUUCUCCACAAGGAAAUUGAUUUUAAACGAUAACUUAUAAACCUUGAAAAACAGACCUACUGUGAGGUUGUUAAUCCGUGAUAUUUGCUUCUGCUGAAGCUGUCAGGCUCCAUUAUUUCAGCUCAUUUUUAAAAUCAUUUUAAACAGUGGAAUUCCUGGUGAAAAACUACAUUACCCAUGAUGCUGUACAGAAAAUUACACCAAUCAGAGAGCCGAAGAAAGCAUCAUGAUCCAAAAUAGCUCUUUAGCUCCGCCCACUCCCAUGAAGCACGGCAAAUGAUGAGUCAAUCUCCCUACGCUUUCAAAAUACUGAAAUGUUUGUGCAUGUAUACAUAUAC